CGGGAGUACAUUCUUGUGAGAAAGAAGUUAACAUGGAGCAACACUGGUUGACAGUUUGUGCACUGAUUUUAGCUCUCGGUGCAGUUGUGCAUUUUGACACAGUUUUUGUUGCAGCAGCUGGUGGCAACUUAACAGUGAUUCUUCCUAAACCAGGCCACUGCCCACGUCUCCUUAAUGUUAUCCCAUCACAUAAGGGCUGUGUGUGUGAUGAAGACUGUCCCGCUGACCACAAAUGCUGUGUCUUUGACUGUGGAGCUGUCUGUGUCCCUCCUGCUUUCACCAAGCCAGGAGUGUGUCCUCGCAGGAACUGGGGUGUAGGAAUGUGUGCUGAAUUUUGCUCCAAUGACAGUGACUGCCCCAAUGAUGAGAAGUGCUGCAGCAAUGGAUGUGGACAUGCUUGCAUUGAACCCUACAAAGUGAAGCGGGGCCGCUGCCCUCUUCCCCAGGGAACCCCCAUGUGUGCAGAGUACUGCUAUCAUGAUGGCCAGUGUCCAGGAGAGCAGAAGUGCUGCAAGACAACCUGCGGCCAUGCCUGCACUGAGCCCUGCUGAUCACACAGCUCAGGGACUCAGAUACAUGAGGAGCACUUGGUUGGUUUCUCUAAUGCAACAACUCAACUCAGAAAAUGUAUUAUGUUCACUUUUUUUCUUUCUUUUUACCAUUUCUACUCCGUAGUAGCACACUUUGGUACAAUAUUUGAGCACUGGUUUGCACAAAGUUUGACUCUUUAUACUGUUAAGAUGCCAUUUUAUGUCUGUACUAUAGUUGAGUACCCUACAUUUGGAAAAGAAAGAACUACAGAAUAACAUGGAGGAAGGUUGAUAGGGCACCAUUAAUAGUGUGUUUGAAUUUUACCUUGAUUAGUUUACAACAUAUUAUUUCAGGUCAUUUUAUGUUUCUGUAUGAGUACUGAUAUUGUAUCUUCUAGAAUAUUCUAAACGGAUGAAAAAUGUACUAUACUUAUAUAUCAAUUCCUUUUAGAUUUUAUAGAACAAUUUGCAUUUCAACCAAUAAAUGUUUCCAAGAGAA
This is a messenger RNA of Centropristis striata (black sea bass), 1029 nucleotides long. RefSeq names its product WAP four-disulfide core domain 2 (gene wfdc2). NCBI's taxonomy places the organism in Eukaryota, Metazoa, Chordata, Actinopteri, Perciformes, Serranidae. Gene Ontology annotation, molecular function: peptidase inhibitor activity. The transcript is spliced from 4 exons. Gene Ontology annotation, biological process: innate immune response; antibacterial humoral response. Bases 33 to 551 code for a protein of 172 amino acids. The record is from RefSeq and is a predicted model, not a curated record. Gene Ontology annotation, cellular component: extracellular region.